Molecule: messenger RNA, 1014 nt
Organism: Nicotiana attenuata
Lineage: Eukaryota; Viridiplantae; Streptophyta; Magnoliopsida; Solanales; Solanaceae
Product: LRR receptor-like serine/threonine-protein kinase FLS2
Exons: 1
Coding region: 1-1014 (337 amino acids)
Molecular function (GO): protein binding
Source: RefSeq, a predicted model, not a curated record
AUGCGCCUUUCCUUCAACCAGUUUUCUGGAGAAAUCCCAUCUUCCAUUUCCAAUCUAACAAAGCUGCAAAUGUUGAGAAUAAGGGGAAAUUAUCUAGUAGGAGAGAUUCCUCGAGAACUAGGUCAUCUUGGUGGCAUGACUUUAUUAGACCUACAAAAUAACCGGCUUAUUGGCUCCAUACCACCAUCAAUCUUUAACAUUACGACAAUGCAAAAACUUGCUCUUACCAACAAUAGUCUAACUGGUACGCUUCCAAUAACUAUAUGUGACCAUCUUCCAAACUUGGAAGGGCUUUACCUCUCAGGCAACAACCUAGAUGGUGUUAUUCCACCAACAUUAGAAAAAUGCAGGAAGCUUCAAUUCAUGUUAUUGUCCGUCAAUCAGUUUAUUGGAACUCUACCAAGAGAGCUAGCUAACUUGACAGCACUUACAGUAUUAGAUCUUCGAGACCUGCACUUAAAAGGUAGUAUGAUAUUUCCUUACAAGGAAUCGGAAAUUUUCUUCCCUCUCUCUCUCUCUCUCUCUCUCUCUCGCAAAUCAGUACUCAUAUAUUUCCCGCACAUGACAGGAGAGAUACCAGCGGAGCUAGGUAAUCUUAGGAAACUCAAGGCACUGUCAUUAUACAAUAAUGUGUUUACUGGUCCCGUACCUGAUAGCAUUUUCAACAUGUCAGAACUGCAGAUCAUAGGACUUGGAGAAAACAGGUUUUCAGGUACUCUAACUUCAGAUUUAGGCCGUCGACUGCCCAACCUGGAAAAGUUUUCUUGUUCAGGUAAUCGUUUGAGCGGUUUUAUCUCGUCUUCAAUCUCAAAUUCUUCAAGACUCACAGGACUUGAUAUCUCAUGGAAUAGUUUCACAGAUCCAAUUCCUGAAUCACUUGGUAACUUAGAAUAUCUUGAGAUUUUACACUUGGGGAGUAAUAAUUUUUUCAGUGACUCAGCAUUGAGCUUCCUUACAUCACUCACAAACUGUAGGAAACUAAGAGUAGUCAAAUUUGUGUUGGGAUCGAAAUAA